Messenger RNA from Bradysia coprophila, 1675 nucleotides. It is a transcript of the gene rau, whose product is annotated as RA domain-containing protein rau. The record is from RefSeq and is a predicted model, not a curated record. Gene Ontology annotation, biological process: signal transduction; positive regulation of epidermal growth factor receptor signaling pathway; positive regulation of fibroblast growth factor receptor signaling pathway. NCBI's taxonomy places the organism in Eukaryota, Metazoa, Arthropoda, Insecta, Diptera, Sciaridae.
UGCGCACAUUUUAGUCUUGUCGAGUACCGUGUACCGAAUGUGCGCGUAGAUCGCUUUCGAACGAUGUUUUGUCGUAUAGAAAUUCCGUACGUUGAUUAAUUGAGUGAUUUAAAAUUUUGUUUUUCGAAAUAAAAUUGAGUGAGAAAUUUAAUUGAAUUGAGUUUGAAUAGAGUGAGAUUUUGCUUAAAUUUGUUGCAAAAAGAAAUUUAAUCGAAGAUCUGAUCGGCAUUUGACAGCAAUGUUUUGAGUUUUGAUACACAACAUUCCAAUUAUUGAGAAGUUUAUUUUUUGUGUGUGCAUAUUGUUCGUCAUUCAAGUUGGAUAUCUAUUUUGGAUUAUAACAAUUUAUCUUCGAAAAAACAAAGAUGCUGAAACACGUGCAAAUAUCGCCUCUGAGAAAUCGAUCCGAUUCGCUAUCGAUACGUUCCACAACAUCCUGUGCAUCGUCAUUAUGUGGAAGCCCCGAACCACCAUCGGAACAAUUGAGAGCAACAUCAAGAGCAUCCAGCUAUUGUAGUUUAAACGAUGCUAUACCACAGACAACAAUUAAAGUGUUUACCGGCUGUUUGCGUCUAGACAUUGAAUAUAAAACACUCGGAAUACAAUGGGACACAACUAGCAAGGAAGUGGUGGCACAGCUUCUAAGAAGAUGCAAAAUGCGACAGAGAGAUCCUCGUUUAUUUUAUCUAUCAAUGGAAGUAACCGUCCGACGUGCUAGCGUUCGUACGGUUUUGGUAUUGGACGAUGAGGCACGUCCAGCUAUUCUACAAGCAUGCCAUCCGAAAGGAGAUUCAAAAUUUUAUUUGCAACUUAAACCUGGAGGACUCAUUCGAGUGCAUACUUCGGCUCUUCAACCAACUUCUCAAUACAAAAGUCUUGUAAUAUCCGAAGAAACCACUUCAGAUGAACUUUUAUCGUUAUUGCUGUCUUCAUACAAUUCAAGCGAACCUGUUGAACAAUUUUCUUUGUACGAGGUCUGUCCCGGUCAGGAAUAUCAACGUAAAUUGCAUCCGGACGAUCUACCACUACGGGCUCAAAUUCAACGAACACAAAAAGGCGAACAGUGUCACUUUCUCGUUCGGAAAAAUCCACACUACCCGCGUCGGAAACAAAUUUUACCACCCAUCAUCGAACAAUCAUCUUCUACACAUUCACUAAACGCAACCGCAUCACAAUGCACCUCAUCAUCAUGUAAAUUGUGUGUACAAACUGGACAUCAGACAUGCAACAACAACAACAACAAUAAUAAUAUCACCACCACACAAUCGAACCAUUCGUUCACGGAUGAAUUAUGCAAAAUGUGUAAAAAUAACUUUAAGUCGUGCGAAUUUUGCAAUAAAAAUGCUGCAAACAAAUUGAGUACCCGCUCCAGUAUCGGAAGCGUCGGAAGUAUUAGCAUUCAAUAUACACCAAUCAGUAAAAAUUCAUUAUCGUACAAUCCAGUCUACAAUAUCCGCGAAAUACGAACCGUUUGCAAUUCAUUUUCGUCGCUCGGAAUCGACAAGAAAUUAUUGGAAGUGGAACGAUCGGGUACGGGCGUUUUGAUAAGUAAUAGCAAUAAGAGUACUGUCGUCCGAGAAGCCGUGAAUAAUAAUCCAGCUAAGGGAUUCGGUAGCUUCAUUUACAUUUAGUAUUCUUCUCUGCGUUCGCACGGAAUGCUUUUAUCAUUCGGAAA